AUGGUCAAGGCAGCCAUAACGACCCCAGCCCACGGCAAUAGCCAUGACCAGGGUAUGUCCUCCCACACCCACACCCACACACAACGGCACCACCACAACUCGGUCCAAAGGGAUAAGCCAUCCAUCUUCCAUCGCUUCCUCAAAGGGUCCAGCAACACCAAGCAGCAAAAGCAGCAGCAGCAGCAACAACACGCACUGACGAAACCAUCCCCCCAGAAUACCCUCGGCUCGUCGCCGCUUCCUGUCACAGCUCAUCCAGACACAUUCUCGGCCCCGCGAGUCUCUACUUCCUCGUCCUCGUCCGUCGCACCCUCCACUACAUCCGUCUCAUCCAGCCACUCGUCUUAUCGAGAUCCACACACGCCGACACCAUUUCCACGAUCCUCUACAUCCUCCGAUACGGCAUCCUCCCCAUCUACACCCAGCACUGUCUCACCAGCAGCAGUACAGCCGCACGACGGCUCCCUUGGACGCAUCAAACGAUCCCUCACUCUGAAGGUUAAGGGCAGACGCGUCGGAGCUGAUCCCGAAACUGCACACACUACUCCCAAGUCCACCUCAAUUGUAUCAUCCAACCAGACCUUCCCACAUACAGAUGCGACUGCACAGCAUCUGCCUGUAGUCCCAGCCGAAGUUCACGAUACUCGAUCGCCUACAAAAGACUCACACCCGAAGAAACAGAAUAAAUUGAAGCAAUGGCAGAGCAAGAGUGCCGACAAGCUGAAGGCCUGGCUGCACAUCCAACCCGCCCAUGUCCACAGUCAGGCUUCUGCUGCAUCGAUGUCUCCCUACCGCUAUAGUCUGGAGCGGAAACGCACAGCAGAGGCACAACCACGCGAUCUCGACUUUUAUGAUACACAAGGGACAUCGGAAGAAGUGUUUGCUUGUGCGACCAGUGACCAUGUGAUCGCGCACGGUCAAUGCGAAGAGAGCACCACGGCUGAGAUUGCGCUCUACACUUACUCGUCCCAGUUCCAGACCGUUCAAGAGUACCAAAAGAACCAUCGCCGUCGACGUAGUGAGAAUGGGCCCAUCAAGGCAAAAGGCCCUGGCCGAAUACCACCACGAUCGUCGUCUUUGCCCAGAUCGUUCGGUCCACGCGGUAGAAGCAUGUCUAUCCGACGACUUUCGGUGGAGACUAUCAGGUCAUCGACUCACCCCCGAGAAUCGCUUGACGAAUCAGUCCUCGACCACGACCAGGACCAGGAGCCCGAAGCUCUGACCUUGGAGGACGUCGCAGAGGAUAGCACGGAGGAUGGUGUUGAUGAGCAAACCAUGCACUCAUCAACCAUGGAAUUAUCAUCAGCUUCAUCGAUGAGCGACUCUGACAUCGACGAUCAGUCGCCAACAGUGUCGCCAGCGCCGACCGAGCCUGAACGCUCUAUCGAGGGACCAGCAACGUCGGCGGAACCAUUGCAGGACAUUGAGCAGCUGAUUGAUGAUCUCGAGAACACGGAGACAGAGUCAGCACCAGACUAUUUCGACAGCGCCUCGGAAGGAGUAUCGCAAACGGAGCGUUCAUCGACCCCAGUGCCCGACGCGAUCAAAAUAUGCCUUCAAUAUGCGGACCGAGAUCGUUGUAAGCGAUCCAGAAAGACCCAUAGACGCCAGAAACUCGCUAAGCGCGUCCCAAGGCGUCAUAUUCGUGUAAGGCGUCCCAAACCAACCAGGCCGCAGCUGCGGCCUUACAAGCAGACUCAUGACGAUAUUCAUGAUUCUGGUUGCUUCCUGCCUUCUGGUGAUGAUGGUACGCAGGAUGCCGCGUUGGAUUCACCCCCUAUUGGGCUGUUCUCGACUUGUGAGAGUCCUGUCGGGAUUCUGCAGCUCGCUUCUGAAUCAUUCGAGACAGAAAUCGAGUCCGUGUCCGUCUGUUCUUUGUCUGAGCAAGCCAGUUGCCACUUGACUUCUGGUGAGGUUGGCGUCCACGACAACGCCUUGGAUGGACCCUGCACCAUGUCGCCCUCAACGCUGCCAUCGCCGUCUCCUUUGGAACUGCUCGAAGACGAAGACGAGUCCAUGAUCUCAACUGGCAAUCUGGAAGUUGCUAAGGUGACGAUAUCAAUCGCAGCUUUCAUCAUGGAGACAGCCUCCACGCCAGAAACCUUCAAGCGCUUUUCGCCAGUUGAUAUCGCGGAUACGGAUAUUGUUUUUGGAGACAACAUUGACCUUGAGGGUACGUUUGAGCACGACCUCCAUGGCCACCAAUACGACGAUGACGAACAUGAUACAUCCAUGAGUUUCACGUUCGCAUCAGGCAAUGUCAUCGAGACGCUCCAAAAGAUGUAUCCAACUGCAGUGGCGCGAUGGCGCCGUCAGCCUCGACCGUGUCCAUUACCUGCGAUUGCCUUCUGGUCGUCGUCUCAGCACCAGGAAGGGUCCCCUAGCGGCAUAUGA
Molecule: messenger RNA, 2394 nt
Organism: Gamsiella multidivaricata
Lineage: Eukaryota; Fungi; Mortierellomycota; Mortierellomycetes; Mortierellales; Mortierellaceae
Exons: 2
Coding region: 1-2394 (797 amino acids)
Source: RefSeq, a predicted model, not a curated record